AUGGAAGAAGAAGAUAAAAUUAAUUUUCCAAUUUAUCUCGAUGAAAAACGAAAAGUGGUUCCUUUAUAUGUUCAUCCCGACAAAUAUGUUUCCACCAACCUUCUGUCAGACUCUUUAACUCAAAAUAAAAAGGUGGGAAGAUGGAAAAGGCGAGAUAUUGAAAUCCUCCUUGAUUAUAUUGAAGCCAAUAUGGAACAGUGGUUAUAUUAUAAAUAUGGACUUUAUAGAUUUUUGAAUAAACAUGUUUUUCCAUGUAGGAGUAUUCAUGAAAUAGAUCGUAAUAUAGAAGUUCGUGAUAUAGAAAUUAUAGACGAUGAUGAUGAUAAUAUAGAAGAUCGUAAAUCAGGAAAAGAUUUUAAUAAUGAAUCAUCACUAAGUGAUGAAGAUGAAUUCACUCCACAAAAAAGGUAUCAACCCAUUAGAUUUAGUAAUAAUAGAUGGUGGACAGUUGAAGAGAUGAUAACGUUAUUAGAAUUUCUUGAAGAAAAUGUUGAUUCAUUUUUAGAAAAUAAAAAAUUAUUUUGGUCAUGGAUGUCUUAUAACAUAUUAAAAACAAGAAAACCCUCGCAUAUUGAAAAUCGUUAUUAUUAUCUUAGUCCCAAUAAUCAAUAUAAAAAGAAAAGAAUGAAUCAUCCACAAGAAUUACAUAAUCAAAUUAAUAAUCGGGUAUAUAUUGAUCCAAUUCAAAUUCAAUCUAAUAGAGAAUUUGGGAAACGUUUAUUGAAAUAUUCAAAAGGAGAAGAUGAAGAAUUAUUAAGUAAUUGUUUUGGAAAUUCUAAUAAAAUAGGAUGGCCGGAAAAUUUAAAGGAAAUUUCAAAGUGA
Messenger RNA from Diversispora eburnea, 822 nucleotides. Lineage: Eukaryota; Fungi; Glomeromycota; Glomeromycetes; Diversisporales; Diversisporaceae. The record is from the annotation of a GenBank genome assembly.